Molecule: messenger RNA, 7200 nt
Organism: Oryctolagus cuniculus (rabbit)
Lineage: Eukaryota; Metazoa; Chordata; Mammalia; Lagomorpha; Leporidae
Source: RefSeq, a predicted model, not a curated record
AGGUGAAGGCAUCAGACAAAUACUGCUACGAGAAACUGAACAUCGAAGGGACGGAGAAGGGUAACUGUGGGAAAGACAAAGACACAUGGAUUCAGUGCAACAAACGGGACGUGCUCUGCGGUUACCUGUUGUGCACUAACGUCGGUAACAUCCCACGGCUCGGAGAGCUCGAUGGUGAGAUCACGUCUGCCGUGGUUGUGCAGCAGGGGAGGACGUUAAACUGCAGUGGCGGACAUGUGAAGCUGGAAGAAGACGUGGAUCUUGGCUAUGUGGAGGAUGGGACACCAUGUGGUCCCCAAAUGAUGUGCUUAGAACACAGGUGCCUUCCCGUGGCGUCUUUCAACUUCAGCACUUGCUUAAGCAGUAAAGAAGGCACUGUCUGUUCAGGAAACGGAGUGUGCAGUAACGAGCUGAAGUGUGUGUGUAACAGGCACUGGACAGGUGCUGACUGUAACACUUACUUCCCUCACAAUGAUGACACAAAGGCUGGGAUCACUCUGUCUGGUAAUGGUGUAGCUGGCACCAAUAUCAUAAUAGGCAUAAUAGCUGGCACCAUUUUAGUGCUGGCCCUUAUAUUAGGAAUAACUGCAUGGGGAUAUAAAAACUAUCGAGAACAGAGACAGUUACCCCAGGGAGAUUAUGUAAAAAAGCCUGGAGAUGGUGACUCUUUUUAUAGCGACAUUCCUCCCGGAGUCAGCACAAACUCAGCAUCUAGUUCUAAGAAGAGGUCCAAUGGGCUCUCUCACUCAUGGAGUGAAAGGAUUCCAGACACAAAACAUAUUUCAGACAUCUGUGAAAAUGGACGACCUCGAAGUAACUCUUGGCAAGGUAACCUGGGAGGCAACAGAAAGAAAAUCAGAGGCAAAAGAUUUAGACCUCGAUCUAACUCAACUGAGAGGGAGCCCCAAGCACCUGAGCCUGGGCACUCCCUCGCCCAGACAGUCCCAUCCCAAGGCAUAAGCCCAGGGGGCUCUGACAGCCCCCAGACAGGGAGUCUGGAUCACAGCUCCCAAGAUGGCCAACGUCAGGAAGACAGGACUUUAUCUCCCGCCAAGUCUCCUUCGUCAUCAACUGGGUCCAUUGCCUCCAGCAGAAAAUACCCUUAUCCAAUGCCUCCGCUUCCAGACGAGGAGAAGAAAGUGAAACCGACAAAGUGCCAGGCUAUGGGAGACGUCCAUUUAAGAUCAACUGUUUACAUGUGACACAUCGAAACUGUUUACUCCAACUUUUAUAGAAACUCAGUCUCACAGAAUCACUGCACAUCGAUUGCUCUUCAGACAAUACGGAGACACUCUGGGAAGCCACCAGGAGAGGAAGCCAAAUCUCACAUCUGGAUACCAGUUUCUUUUUGUCAUUGCCAUAGCAUUGAACUGAACCACGCCCAGAACUACUGAGAUGCCCCAGUAUGACGUGGGGCAGCCAAGGUGCCGGUAUGUGACUGCAUAAUCCGCAUGACAGAUCUAUGUAGAAAUACCAAUAAAACUAACUCACUUGACCCAAAUGUAGCAAGUUUCCUAAGGGACAGAAGUGGAUUCAGAACCUGACAUUCAUUGUACACAGCAGCGCUGAAUGCAUGGAGCUUCUGUUUAUUGCUUUCCACAUUUCAGGAGACAGCCUCCCAUCGUCAAAACUAGCAUGCAGGGCUCAGCAGCAGGCUUUUCUGCAGGACUCGAGUGCUUUCAGAGGCCAGCAUCCCCUAUGCUAACUCUAAACAUGUAUUUUUACCUUUUUUUUUUUACUUCUCGUAUUUAUAUCAGCACACAAGGACAACUGUACAUAUGUAAACAUUUUUAAAAAUUAAAAAAAAAAAAAACGAAAAAGCAGCUGUUACACGCAAGUGUAUCUUGCCAAAUGCCUAAAAUCAGUCACGGUCACAUCCUGUCAUCCGUCCCCGGUCUUUAAAGAUGCUGUCGAUGAUGCAAAUGCAGCAGCGAGCGUGGUCAGCGUGUCUCUCCAUAAUCGGUACUUGUGCAGAACGUGCGACGUCCCCCUAAACUGUGCGUGGUCUGGAGGCGGAUUCACGGAACGGGAGAACCAGACGCCCCAGCCCGCUUCUGGCCUCCGCGUCCUGCCGCAGCGGGAGCGUCCUGGUGCCGCCAUUGGCCGCUGGGCCUCGCCAGCCUGUCCACUGUAUUCUGCGGGCGCGCUCUGCCUGCCUCUGCGGCUGUGACUCAGCACCACGGCACCUCGGCUGUGCUCGCCGUGGAGGCCCCGGGCCCCUCAGCUGUGUGUCCUGUGGAGAGGACGCAAGCGUACCAAAGACACGUGAGACCAGCGGGCUGCCACCUGGCCUGCGCGCCAGCCCUUCGUGGCCUGAGGGUUCUGUUAGCCAUCCUUAAGUGUGAAGCGAACAACCUGCUUUCACAAUAGCUAGUGCUACACCACUGCUUCUUUGGGAUCUUUAUCACCACUGGGAUGUGAGCCCUGACAGGUCGUUCGGCACUGACUUCCAGGCACCACGAAGAAGACAAGGGUCCAGUGAAACCUAAAGGCCCCAAGAUGUUGCACAGACGCCUGGCAGGGGAAAGCUCUGCUGCUUUUUUGGGAUUUGCACAUUUAAAACUGUAUUUAUAAAAGAGGGUCCCAUAGCUAUUGUAAUGUCACCGUUAUUCCUAAGAAAGCGACCCUGCUGAGGCUGGACAUCGGUGGGUGGGCCCAGCCACAUGGGCUGCCGUGAGGGUGCUUGUCACGUCUCUCCUGCGCAGCUCUUUCUCGAGAGGAAUGGGGUCCACAGACGGGAUGUCAGAAAGUCCCUCUCCCUGGAGUGUCCAGGGGCAAAAAUCCAUGGCCACUCAGUGGGGAGUCCUGGGACGGGGCGGGCAGUGUGUUCUACUCUGCGCAUUUAUGUCUUCUGUAAUGGACCGCUCUUCUCGGAGUCUGGCAAUGUUUGGAGCGCCCUUUAGCCACGCAGAAUCGCACAGUGUGAAGCAGCAUCAUUUCAUGGCGGAUAAGGAUGUGAUUGUGGGUACUACAGCGAAUCAGCCCAUCAGACUGAGUUUUGGGUGAGUGUUGGACGACACUGUCGCACAGCUCAAGCCAAGGACAGAAGGGCAGACAGGUAGAAAGAUGUAGCCAGUCGAGUGACCAGGAUCACUUUAAUGUGCACUGAAUGUCUUCAGGUAUUGUGUAUGUAAAAGGCCAUGUGACAAGAUUUAUUUUGACUAUAAAAAGAGUUUAUAGAUGAAUGCAAGGUGCCUCAUGUAUUUACAUGCUUCCUAGUUACAGUUAGACAAACCCCACUUUGGAAGAAUGCACAAAUGGCUAGUUAAGUAGCAAGAGAUCUCUCUCUAUAUAUCCAUCUAUCUAUCACCUAUCAACCAUCUAUUAAUUAUCUAUCCUUCCUCACCCCAACGACUUAAAUAUAAAAUUAUUUUUCAAAUGUAAAUCAUUAUCAUGUGCCUUUUGGGAGAUGUGUUUGCUCCGGAGGUAUAGAGUUUGUAAUAAUCCUCAUUGAUAAUAACCUUCACAUGGAAUGGGGUAAAAAGUGGGUUUUUUUAUUUACAGAUAUUAUGAUUUGGGGGAAUACAGUAGCUUCAGUGUUCUAUUCUGGAUAUCGAUCUUCUCUCCCUUAAACUUUCUUAGGGCCAUUUGUGGAAUUCUUUGACAAAUGUAUAGUUUCAGUGGAUGGUUUCAGGAAGUAGCUACAUGUGUACUCAUGGUUGAUUUUUUUCUAGAGCAUUGCAUCUAAAUAUUUAUGACCUUCUAUCUACUGAAGUAGGUAGAAUGAACCCAUAGCACUAACUACAAGCACAGCUUAAUUUCCUUUUAAACAUCCAUUUUGGAAAGAAACGUUCAGUAGUGAUGUCUACAUGCCACAAGUCACCGUCGGGUCAUCCCUAGGCAGAGGCGAGCAGCACGCUGGCUUCCACGUUUCAUUGUAUGCCUUUUCCCCUCUCUUCCUAAGGUUUACUGUGAACGUAAGCCUUCCGAUUGACAGCCCUGCUGCCUGAGAUGUGCCGCAGGAAACACUGAGGUCUCUGGGUUAGCAGAGGAGGGUGGACACCAGGGCAGGCCUAGGGACUGGACUGGCCGGAUUAACUGUCCCCUGGGCCCAGCCCCUCUUCCUCCAAGUGGGAAGAGGCAUCCCCCCUGCAGCCUGAACAGAAAGAGGCCGUAGCUCCCACCCAGGCAGCACGGGAGGGCUUCAGCUAGUAGCUGCUGUGUUUCAGGCAAACUCGGACGCUCACUGAGGAAUAACCUGUCCUUAGGGUUGUUCUAAUAACGUGGACUUCAAAUGCCAAACUUGGUUUUAGUUUGAUCUUGGUGCUUUAUCAAGGUCUGCACUUUUCUCGCUUGCUUUAAAAAAGCUUUUAAAAUCCCAUUGUUAAAUGAGGCCGGCCCUGCAUAGGACGUCUGACCGUGAGAUUGACGGGGUUUCUAAAGAAGUGGUGGAAGAUAGAAGCUCCCUGUGCUUCAGGAAGGAGUGUUUAUGUCUGGUAUCUGUAUCAGCAUCGUGCUGCUCAUUGUUUUCUGUUCAAUCCAUGCGUGUUCGCUUGAUGUAACCUUUCCAUGUCUUGAGGCUACUUUACCUGUUACCUUUUGUCUGGAUUUUGUCCUUUGAUUUUUACAGACACCUGUGGGUUAGAGGCACCAGGCCCGUUCUCUUCACUUCUGUUCACUUAUGCAUUUCAUCCAUCCAUUUCUUGUUGCCAUGUACUUCUGUCUACACACCACCUCCCCAGUUUUAUCAUGCUAAUAAAUCUCUAUCUAAAGUAAUGGCCAUUGUACUUGACCUAAAGGAAAGGGAAUUUAUUGGAAGGCAUUGAGUGACUUGCAGAGUGGUGGGAAGGGGAAAACAAAGUUCAGAAGUGACAGGAAGGAGGCUGCGCUGGAUGCCCACCUGGGUAGCGCCCUGGGGGGACUGGCAGGCGGGUGGGUGGGCAGAGAGCUGGACGAGCUUCCUGCGAAGUGCUCUGCCUCCCUUCACCUCGGGUCUGCUUUUCAUGCUCCUGACUGCCUUCGUCCCUUCACUUCUGUGUUUUCCUCUGAAAUCAUCACCUAAGUGUGUGAGGUCGGAGGGACUUCUCGUCCUCUCGGUACUAGCUGAAGGUAUAUGCAAGGCAAACAUUCUAUGCAAGGGGCUUCCUUUCGGGCUCCAUUGCUUGUUUUUCCUCCUUGGAGGUGUUUUCAGAGUAAGACUAGUCUGAGCUGGGGUGCAGCAACGUUUUUCCUCGCGGGGGAAAGCCAAGGACUAAUGUAAGCAGCGUCCAGGGUUCCCAGCCGGAGAGCAGCCUGCUCAUGGCUGAGUGGGAGCUGCGGGCCGUAGAAGCGCACCUGCUGGGAGCUGCUGGCGCCUGCUCACAGCCUGUGCCAUGCAGGGCAGGUGCGUGUCAUUCCAGGUGGGGCCUUCCUCCCACACCUGCGGACGCGAGACUUCUGUUCACGUCUUGUUCAUUGUCUUGUCAGAGCCCCCAAAGUCUUCUGGCUCAGUUUAGUAGGGAGUAUUUUUGAUGGUUAUAGACUGACAAAUUGUUCGCAUCUCACGAUGGGAUUUGACGGAUGCUUCCAGAACCUUCCUGCUUCCAGAGUAGCCCCACUGCCAGCCCCUUUAACAGCUUCCGCUGAGUAGGAACUUGCCCUGUCACAGAGGCCAGCCCCUCGGAGUGCAGAGUGGAGGUGGGAGGCACGUUUCUCCUCUCACAGUGGUGCGUUGACAUGGAUUUUGCAACUUGGGAAGCCACUGAGAGGGUCCCCAGGGUGUGAGAUCUGGGAUGGGGAGAAGAUAGGCAGCAGUGAGCUCUGGGACAGCUCAGCGGGGCUCGGGAGCAGACGACUGGGACACCCACAAGGCCCACAGCCAAGAGGCCACUUGGCUAUGCUGGGGAGCAGGGCUGCGUGCCUAAGGCAGGUCCGGUACCUUGCAGUUAGAGUGUUGACUCUAAAUAGUCAUGGCCCAGUCCCUCUGGGGCUGGUCGCGCCUGCCUGGGGUGCAUGCCCACCCCACUGUUCAUACGGGCCGGGCCUGUCCUCCUGGGGGUUGUUUCAAGACUUGCAGGGUCUUGGUCGGGACAUUAUCAUUUCAUGUUACUAGUUAUUCUUGAAAUCAGAACCAGGCAAAACGUGUGCUCUGUUGUUUUACAAAAAGGCAUACAAUGAGACUAAGCCAUCUUAAGAUAGCAAACAUACAAAAUGAUCAAUAAAGUUUCAAAGAAUUUCUGAAGGAUACUUUCCUGUCUUGUUUGAAAUACACACACACACACACACACACACACACACAACUAAGCGGCAUUUACUUGAGCUUAGCAUCCUGAUUUUUUAAGUUUCAGGCUCUGAUGUGUGUUUUGAUGGUUAAACUCCAAAAUAAUGCAAAUAGCCCCAAAUCUUUAAAUACAGUGGUGCUAAGUUAUAGCAGGUAACCACACCAUGGAAAGAGCUGAUUCGAGUAGUACACUUAGUGAUGAUACUUGAGUUCCUGCUAAAUUAUACAUGUGUUAUCACUGCCUGGUAAGAAACCCCACUUUUUUUUUCUAAUCCAGCACAAAAUCAAACUGUGAGUCUACAACCAGUGUUUUUAAUGGGUUAAAAAAAAAAAAAACCCACCCAACACUUUUGUUUUGUAUGGGAAACUUUUUUUUACACUAACUGCAAAAGUGCUUAGCAAAGGGUUUAUUCAGGACCACUCAGCAUGUGCUCCUUUUUUAACUUGCUGGAAGACCUGCCCCUCCCGAAGAGCACCCCCAACGCCACCUUCUUUCCGAAACCUAGUGUGCCACCCACACACAGCAGCCUACACGUUAGCCCAUGUAGGUCUGCACCCGUGUCUCCGCGUCUCUCAUCUGCGAGGGGUGAUGUCAUCUACAUCCGGGGGAAGCCACUGUGGUUUCACCUUCCGUGACCAGGCCAUCCUGUGUAUAUACUUCGAUGUGCAUUGUUUUGAUGUUCUUUCUGCUACUGUGCACUUGGUUUUUCUGCUACUUUACAACUCCCUGGGUUUUGGCAAGCAUCAACUUAAAUGCACAUGGUGACUGCUUUCCCGAGCAAGCGUGACUUGUUUUACAGCUGUCAAGUUACAAACCGUUCUCACGUUGUAGGCAAGCAAAAUCUCACUGUUGUUCAAGGCCACUGUAAUUUGAGGUUCAAGUUUUUGGCACAAUUUUAUUAGUAUUCACUUGUGAAGCUAGUAAGAUCCCACGGUUUUCUAUGUUACUCGCAUUGUAACAUCAAUAAAGUGACUUUCAAUAAAAGAUUUAUGUUAUUUUA